Molecule: messenger RNA, 5464 nt
Organism: Aedes albopictus (Asian tiger mosquito)
Lineage: Eukaryota; Metazoa; Arthropoda; Insecta; Diptera; Culicidae
Product: cilia- and flagella-associated protein 43
Exons: 13
Coding region: 188-4954 (1588 amino acids)
Biological process (GO): cilium assembly
Cellular component (GO): axoneme
Molecular function (GO): protein binding
Source: RefSeq, a predicted model, not a curated record
UUUUGCUGCAUGUCGCUCGACAACUUGCUCUACAACCAUGUGGUGGCGUAAAAUUCCUCGCCGGCUGGUCUAAGCCUUGAAAGCAAACGACAACAUGAUUACCACGGCAACCACUCAACAAUGGUGUAAACUUUAGUUAGUUUUUCAAUCAAUCUACUCUCUGGUGUCGCAUUCCCAACUAUCCAAAAUGUCUCUGAAAUAUAUGACAAACGUUAAAACAAAUUGGAUAAAGGCGCGAGACGUUCGAACGGCAUGCUUCAUCGCACGGGAUGCCCUGGCCGUCGGCAUGGGAAGCCACAUCGUCCUGAUGAAUGUUAUCAGCAAGCAGGAAACGUUCUACCGGGCGACGGACCGAACCAAUGGCGAGGGUGUCGCAUGCCUGGCGGGACACAAAACAUUCUCCAUUUUCGCAUUUGCCGAGUGCUGUGUGUUUCCGCGAAUUUUCAUUGUGGCCUAUCCGGACAAUGCGGUACUGUUCGUACUGGAAGGAGACGGAAAAGCUUGCAGCUACGUAUCGCUGUGCUUCACGGAAGGCGAAUAUCUUCUAGCGAUGACUGGUAUUCCGGACUACAGCAUCGAAGUUUACGUUUGGAGAAACAAGGAAAUGCUCAUCAAAAGAAAGACCGACAUCAACACUGACAAACAGCUGCUUAUGUGUAGUCCGGCAUCUACGAUAACAGUUUGCCAAUUGGCCUACAGUCAAGCACACGUGACCCUGUGGGAAAUCCACGGAAAUGUUCGCAUAGCCAGACUCAUCGAAAAAGUUGUGAAGCUUCCCUUCGGAAAAGAGGCUGCCCCGCUGGAUGCGACCUUCUCCAUCGAUGGGACACUGAUGAUCGUGAACAAAUGGGGCAGUGUCUACAGUUUUUCAGCAGCAUCAGGCCAAUUGAACCAAAUUAUCAAACCUACAGAAGAUCCGUACAUGUUCCCUCCGCUUAUCUUCUACUGCAAAGGAGGACUUCUGCUGAGUGAUUCCUCCGGAAAUGUCAGCUACUAUAAGCGCCAAAAAGGGACCUGGAACCAGCUAUGGACAACGAAACCUCCAGAACCAUACUCACUGUUGAUGCUCUAUUCGGCCAGUGAGGGACUCUACGGUACUACAAUAAAUGGGAACCUCGUUCGAACGGUGGUGGAUAAUGAUUUCCGGAAUGUGGAAUUCAUCACGGCCCGAGAGUUCGACUGCCAAAUGACAAAUUUUGUCUUGCUAAAACCACUGGGCGAGAUACUGAUAGCCUGUAAGGUAUCGAAUCAAUUGGUAGCAAUCGAUACAAAAACUGGAACUAGAAUAUCAGAGCACAGCACUCCAACUGUGAAGUGCGUGGUUGAAAACCCUGCGUAUCCUUUUAUAGCAGUUGGAACACUAGAAGGAAUAGUUUCUCUGCUAUCUUUCUACAAUCCAACUGAACCGUGUGAACUCACCAGCUUCCAUCUUAGUCACGUCGCAAUUGAUUCUAUACUGUUUUGCUCCGAUGGAUCCCACAUGGCUGUAUUUGAUGAGAAACUAAAUGUAUUCUUCAUCAAAGGUUUUCCCGGCGGUACCAUGAACGUCAUACAUCACUAUGAAGCUCCAGAAGAUCUGCACCAAUGCUCUUUCGAAAUUCAUGAAGAUGUCAUGUCGAUUGUAGGCACCUUAUCUGAAAAUGGCUUGGACCCAUCGAGUGAAAUUAUCCGAGUUAUGCUUUCUACUAAGGAUGGGCUUCGUCGCGAAGAAAAAGGCAUUGCGCCAAAAAGCUACUCUCAAUUAGCAUACAAAUCCGGUGGGUCCAAACGAUUGUAUGCCGUUUGUCUGCUAUCGAAUGAAAUUGAUGUCAUUGAAUUGGACGUCGAAGAACCAACAGGACAACUAACAGUUCACAUUUGUGCAACCAUCAAGGUGAAACAUCAAGUGCCACAGUUCCAAGUUCUCGUCGAUCAAUUUCAUCUCGUCACGUGGGGAACGGACGGGCUAGUCACUAUCUACGAUGCAGUAUCGGACAAGCUGCUUGCCUACUUUUUGGCGCACGAUCGUACAAGGAUGGGCGUUAGGCUGGCCCGAUGUGACCCAUCGCAUCAGCACAUUAUCACUCUUGGUCACACGGGAUGCAUAGUGUGUACCAAGCACCAUCGUAGCGCUGCCGCUGCACAAAGAUGCGACGAUUUGAAACGAGAUCUCGAAACAGACGACGUAGUGGCAAUGUUUCAGAACCCCACGUCUGGCUUCGUACCGAAAGGAUUCACCUUUACGCGGUGGAUUGACAUGGAACGUAUUAGCAAACUGGAAAGCGAAAAAUUGCAAUUCAAAUCGGAACGAGUGCAGAUAAUGAAGGAUUUCAAGUCAAUCAAAAGCAAACUGAGGAAACUUCUGGAUUCCAAUGAUGUUGCAACGGAUGAGCAACGGCUUCCCAUACAAGCGUUCAACUUGAACGAGUUAACAACGGAGCAAAUGAAAGAGAAGGCAAAAAUUGAACGGGAAGAAGAGCAUGGAAAACUAUUGAGUUUCAUUGUAAGACAGGAAAAAAUAAAUGAAAUGAUAAUCCAGAAAUGUUGGAGCAUAAUGGAACGGAAACCGGUGAAAGUGCGAUCCAUCUUCACAAAACUUGCCGUGGAAAACUAUCCCUCCCUGCCGAACGAACGCGACCAAGAUUUUCUAACCAAGAUGGCGGUGUACCGCGAAACGGAACUCAUGGCUAGCCACGAUGCACUGUUGCCCUGGAAACCGACACCAACCUACCAGCUGGAAUCGAUACUGAACCGUGAUCCGGACUAUGGUAACGUGAUCGACGUAUUAUCACGGGCCGCACAGAAGAAAUAUACAACUCUCACCGGCACUACGACGCACCUGUACGUGGAACCGAUUCCGUUACGUUUCGAGCAGCUCGAGGUGGUCACCUUUGAGCAGCUGUAUUUCGAAAAAGUUUAUGGGAAUAUUCAAAUGAUGCAGCUUCGAGAUUACUUCAACAAAAAGUUUGAUGAGCUCAAAGCUCUGAAAGACACCGAAAUGAGCAUGGUCCUAAAAAGGAACGCUCGCCUACGAGUGAUACAAAGCGAACUGGUAAUCAUUUCAAAGCUCUUGGAAAUACCUCAAAUUCAACCGGAAGACAUUAUCGAUCCAAGAUUCGAACCAGAUGAGAUCCCAGACACCAUUGUCAAAACGGAGAAUCAUGAAAUUUCAGUGGCACCCUACCUGACGCCCAGCAUGGAGUGUCUCAUAGCGCAGGAAAAGGCGGAAAGAGAACGCCGACAGAAGGAACUGAUGGCAGAUGAUUUCAAAGAUCGUGCGUUGAUGGUGAUGAUGGACGGUGUGCUGGAACAUCGCUGGGAGGAUGAAAUCAAGAAAACGCCUCCCGUUCCACAUUGCCUGGAAACGGGAAAAGACGCUCAGUAUUUUAACGAAACAGACCUGCGUGAAGUCAAAGAAUACGAAGAGCAAAUUGAAUUUCUACACAAGGAACGUACACGAUACAAGAAGAUCCUCGAAUCGGAAAAAUCACAAAUCAUCGAAAGCCUGGAAGAUCAAAUUAAAAAGUUCAACACCAAGGUCGGCUUAUGUCUGCUGGACAAAAUUCGCAUCGAAGCUGCCAUCAGGGAGGAAGAAAUGCGAAUCCUUCGAAACACGUUUUACAACCAUCAGCGGCUAGUUUACGAUCGGCUGGCAAACUUGCUGCGCGAAGAGAUCGAUUCCAGUGCUAAACACAUCGACACACUUACUGAAACCAUGGGCGAACUCCAGGACAAGGUCAAUGACUAUAAGAAUACAUACGAAUCGCUGAGCACAAAGGAUCGGCUGCUGGAUAAGCAGUUUAAGAUAAACUUUUCCGACACGGCUCAAUCGGCGAUAGUUGAUCAGGCUUACAAGAUUUUCAAAAAGCGACCCAAGGCUCAACUACGAGCGGUAGUGACUGUGUCGAUAUUUCAAGAUCUUGCCAAACGAAUCACUGCAAGGAAAGCCACACAGCCAAGCAACAUUCUUCUGCCGCAGGAAUGCGUGGAAUAUCUUGCAGCUUGUGACGGUUUAGAUCAAAUGUCGAACGCCCCUGCCGGGAUGGACACCAAUCUGUGGCAAACGCUCUGCAAAAUGAGACGCAUCAAGAUGGAAAGUGAAUUUCGGCUUAAAAGUUGUGAAAUUCAAUUAGCAGAUUCGGAAGCAGCCUUGAAUGCAUUUCAGAAGGAAAUAACUUCGAAACGUAAUUCACUAACGGCACUCGAGUCUAAACUACAAGAUUUGUUGAACAAAAAGUUCGAGGAUUCCACUAACCGAAACGUACAAAUUGUAAUGAAACGUGGCCUCAUAGAAGUUCCCAUCUCCGGAAAGAUGGUCGACUUCAACAAUUGUAUUCUGAUUCAUCGUACCGAUGUGGACGACAUCAACGUCGUAAUAAAACAAGCUGGCUCGAAGAAGCUCAAAGCCAUGAUCAAUGCAGCUCAGUUCAGGAGGAAAAUCAUUGCCCAAGAAUGGGACCACAAAGCGUUGAAGCUGAAGAUACGCGAUAUGAAAGAUCAGGUGAAGAUGAUUGAAAAGUGUAAGAUAACGAAGGAAGUGCAAGACUGGCUGAAGCGGAAGGAGAUGGGCGUUUUUGAGGAUCUCGGUCAGCUGGCGUUGGAGAGGGAAAUUGAGAACACCAUAUUCGCUCAAGAGAAAAUGCUUCAAGAGGUGAAAAAGUCUGUUGAGGAGUUAGAGGACAAAAUCGUCAUCAAACGCAAAGAGAACAAGGUGCUGGAUAAGCAAACUCAAGAACUGAACGUGGAUGUUACUGAGCAGCAUCUUCAAAAGGAUUCCGAAAUGGAAGAAAUCGAGCAAAAGGCAGCACAGGCACGGAUGACGGCCAUAGUGGAUCGUGCUCGAUGGGUGCGACUGGUCCAGGCGCAACACGCCCAAAUACUGGAGCUUGGAACAAUGCUAGAGCUGCAACGGUUAAAGACGUAUCCUACGUUGACCGCUCCUGCUGCACUGAUUGAUACUCGCCAUGUAAAAUAAAUGGAUGCGUAGAUUUUUUAGAUAUUUAGGUAUUAGGUGUAUGAUUUAUACUGUAGUUGUAUUUAAAAUGAAUAAAUUCUAUCUUUCUGAUCACACGAAAACAAUGAUAAAGGUCCUGUCAUCUCAAUCAAGCGAAUUCCGACACGCAACCGCUGUCACUACAUCAGCAGGACCGAGAUGUGAGCAGGCACCAGAAAUCCACGUGGCGCAACCCCAAGGCACCCCAAACUUCAGAACGUCGCCAUAGAUUGUAGCGGUGUAAAGUGCCGUGCAUUGCUAGCAGCAGAAAAGGAAGCUAAACGAAGUGUCUACGCGCCUCCAUCUUCUUCUUUAUGGCUCAACGUUCGCAUUGGAACAUGGCCUGCCUCUUUUGAACUUAGUGUUCUUUGUGCACUUCCACAGUUAUUAAUUAAAAGGCUUUCUUUGCCUGCCAUUGCAUGAAUUUGUACAUUGUCCAAUGAACGGGAAUCGGACCGGGAAUCGAACCCGCCGUCUCCGGAUUGGCGAUCC